Messenger RNA from Solanum dulcamara, 2307 nucleotides. Its product is annotated as pentatricopeptide repeat-containing protein At5g27460. The coding region runs from base 168 to 1697 and encodes 509 amino acids. The transcript is spliced from 4 exons. Gene Ontology annotation, molecular function: protein binding. Gene Ontology annotation, cellular component: mitochondrion. The record is from RefSeq and is a predicted model, not a curated record. NCBI's taxonomy places the organism in Eukaryota, Viridiplantae, Streptophyta, Magnoliopsida, Solanales, Solanaceae.
AAAGUUAAAAAUGUUUUAUUUAUAUCUUCAGGUAUUAAAUGGGACAAAAUUUCAGACAUUGGGGACUAAACUGGACCUUCAAAAGCAUAUGAUUACUCAAAAUCCAAACAAGAAACCAAAGGCAACAAGAACAUACUCUCGGAAGUGAAAGUAUUAAAUCUCCGAAAAUGCUAAUCAAGGCAGCAGUUGGGUUCAAUCUUUCAAGAUUUCACAGCUCGUGGACAUGGAGAUUUGUGCUGUCAAGAUCAUGCUCUACAAACAAAGCAACGCCGUUUAACGGCAGUUUACCCGGUGGGGGUGAUUUGAAAAAACGAAUUUUGAAGGUCGUUUCAUCGGGUGUUAGGAGUGUGCUUGAGAAUUGGGUGGAUGAAGGCCGUAGAGUUUCUCUAAACGAGCUUAGGGUAAUUAUACGGCAGCUCAUAACACGACGUCGUUUUGGACCAGCUUUGGAGAUACUUAACUGGAUGGAAACUCAACAUAGUUCUCAGAUGUUACCUUAUGAUUAUGCCAGGAGACAGGAAUUAACUGUUAAAGAACACGGUAGAAUAGAAGCUGAAAGAUAUUUUGAGAGUUUAACCAGUACUGUUUCGCUGAAAGCUGCUUCCCUCCCUCUUCUUCGUUGUUAUGUUGAAGAAAGGUCCACUGAGAAGGCUGAAGCUUUCAUGCUAAAGAUAAACAAGUUGGGACUUACUCUGAGCCCUCAUCCAUUUAAUGAGAUGAUGAAGCUUUAUAAGGCCACAUCUCAGUACCAGAAAGUACCAUCAGUCAUUCUCCAAAUGAAACAAAACCGAAUAACCUUAAAUGUCCUCUCCUAUAAUCUCUGGAUGGACGCAUGUGGGGAGCUCUCUGGGGUUGAAUCAGCAGAGAUGGUAUACAAAGAGAUGCUGAGCGACCAAAAUGUAGAAGUGGGAUGGAGCUCUUUAUCUACAUUAGCAAAUAUUUAUAAGAAAGUGGGACUGACGGACAAGGCAAUUUUGGCCUUAAAAACUGCUGAAAAGAAAAUAUCUAACAGUAAUCACUAUCCUUACUUCUUUCUCAUUACGCAGUAUGCUUCUUUGAAUAACAAAGAUGGAGUACAUCGAGUCUGGGAAGCUUCUAAAGCAGUAAACUCCCCAAUAACUUGUGCCAAUUACAUGUGUAUGUUGUCGUCUUUGGUCAAGCUAGGUGACAUGAGAGAAGCCGAGAGAAUUUUUGUGGAAUGGGAGUCUCAAUGCAGGACAUAUGACAUUAGGGUCUCCAACAUACUUCUCGGUGGAUACAUGAGAAAUGGAUCAGUGGAAAAAGCUGAAUCGUUACAUUUUCACACGUUGGAGAAAGGUGGUUGUCCAAAUUCUAAAACCUGGGAGAUACUGGUGGAGGGAUGGAUAAGAAGUCAACAAAUGGAUAAAGCUAUUGAUGCCUUGAAAAGUGGUCUUGCUGCUCUAAAACAUUAUGAAUGGAGGCCAUCACCAAGUAUUGUUGUCGCAAUUUCAGAAUAUUUCGAAGAAACUAGAAAUUUUGAGAAGGCUAUGGAGUUUCUUACAACUCUUAGACAUGUUGGUCUCGCUAAUUUGCAAGUGUACAAGUCAUUGCUUAGAAUGCAAACCUCAAGAGAAGAAAGUCCAUUGUACAUCCUUGAAAUGAUGCAGAAUGAUGGAAUUGACGUGGAUGAUGAGACCUCUGCCAUCUAUUCAGGCGUUUUGCGUUGUAAGAACUGAAAACCCAUAGUGGUACUUUAAUUGUGCUUUAAAAGUUGACUUUUAGACCUGGGCAGAAGGUAGGUUAGUAUGUCAAGCAUGUUCCCUUGUGAGAAAACUUCUUUGUUUUGUCACUUGGUAUUAACUCUGAGUCAGCGGCUUAAAAUAUGAAGAGCACAGUGGAUGUGAUUUCUUGGGGCUGCAUCCUGCAGCGACUGUUUUUGACACCAAAAGGGCAAAUAAGGAGAGGCCUUUGGAUGGAGGAGCCACUGUUUUGCCAACAAAUUGGACCAUCUCGGGUAAAAAUAAGAAGUUGGGCCAAAAGGUGUAAUAAUUUUUCCCAUACAGUAAAAUUUUCUCUUUUUUCAUUUACAACAGGAUGAUGAAGCUUCAGUAAAAGCAUGUCUUUUUCCAUUUUCUGUUGCACUACUGGCUUCAUGCACAUCCUAGUCCUAUUAUAUUAUUCUUUCAAUUUGAGGUUUUUCUGGCUGACCAAAGAAACAGCUCCUAAUAUUAUUUUUUUAAAAACUGUAUGUUCUUAAUGCCUGCCAAACUAAUAUGGAAUUUUUUUCAUGAUAGAGAAUGUGGAUCAGUUACCUGGCUUAGACUGGAAUAAUUUUCUGGUUCUUUA